AUGGAACCACAGUUCGAAAUAAAUCAGUCCAUCCAAUUCCAAUCAUGUCACACCUCAUCCUCUUGGGAUAAUGGAGUCAUCACCACCAUAUUUACAAAUAGAACGCCUAUUCAAUAUGUAGUUCAAACAUCAAAUAACGAGAAACUCUACCUCAAUGAGCAACAAAUCAAGGCAAUCAAGACAAUCAAAUCGGCAGCAAAAACACCUCAAGUCUCUUAUAACAUUGAAUUCUAACGAAUACUCUCGCAAUUAAUUAUGCAAAAGAAUGAAGACCAACUGAUUGAAGAGUUGAAAUCUCUGCUCAAACGUAUCACACCCUAACAAGUUAUGUAAGAACAGAAUGGAGCCAAGAUCAUUUACACCACCUACCAAUUUCUAAUCAUGAGAAAACCUUCCAUUCUCAGGAAUUACCCCUUUGCUCCCACAAAUCCAGUACUCAAACAACUCAAGAAACUAAUUUAUGCAAUCAAAAAAGAAGUGCUUCUAAAUUCGAACUUAAUUUAAUCACAAACUCACUCCAACUCCAACGCAGAUUCAUUUAAGCACAUCAAACUCAAAAAACAACUACAAAAACAAUCACGCAAAAUGACUCAAAUUUACGAUGACUCAGAAAAAGAAGAACAACCUACUGCCUUCUAUGCCAAUUUAUUGCCCAACAAAUCAGCAUUCCGACCCUACAAAUCUGAUUCUAUGAAUCAUCAAUUUGAAUAAUUAUCUAUUUAAACUAAACCCUCACCCAAAAUCGAUUAAAUUAAAACUAUCUAUUUCAAACCCAUUAUUAUAUAAGGACUGCUAUGUUGA
Molecule: messenger RNA, 801 nt
Organism: Paramecium tetraurelia
Lineage: Eukaryota; Ciliophora; Oligohymenophorea; Peniculida; Parameciidae
Exons: 6
Source: RefSeq, a predicted model, not a curated record